This is a messenger RNA of Arachis stenosperma, 2087 nucleotides long. Its product is annotated as cyprosin-like. Gene Ontology annotation, molecular function: aspartic-type endopeptidase activity. The transcript has 14 exons. The record is from RefSeq and is a predicted model, not a curated record. The coding region runs from base 179 to 1717 and encodes 512 amino acids. Gene Ontology annotation, biological process: proteolysis; lipid metabolic process. Lineage: Eukaryota; Viridiplantae; Streptophyta; Magnoliopsida; Fabales; Fabaceae.
GUUCUGACCGUGCUUACGAGGCGUACAAGAAUGAAAAAGGUGGAAGACCAAUAGCCAAUAGCAAUAUGGAUUGUCCAAUUUAAUUUGGAAUGAAUAAUACAUAAUACAUAAUACUCUGCCUCUGGCCUUAAUAAUUAAUACUAAUCACCAUCAUCACUUCACCAGAUGACUUGUAAUCAUGGGUUUCAAUUUCAAGUAUGUGCUGGUUUUCAUUUCUCUGAUGUGUGUUUGGUGUGGAAGAUUAAGAUUCUCUUUGGCUUCUACAGAUUCUAGUGAUGGUGGUUUGGUUAGGUUUAAUCUAAGAAAGCGGAAUUUGGACCGUCAUAGUCUUAGUGCUGCGAGAAUCAAGAAGGCUUCUAAUGCCGGAGAUUUAGGGAGUGAUGUUAACACAGAUUCAACUCCUAAUGUUGUGUAUCUUAAGAAUUAUCUUGAUUCACAGUAUUUUGGGGAAAUUAGUAUAGGUUCACCUCCACAAUACUUCAAUGUUGUGUUUGACACUGGAAGCUCAAACCUAUGGGUCCCUUCUUCCAAAUGCAUCUUUUCUAUUCCUUGCUAUUUUCAUUCAAAGUACAAGUCAAGGAUAUCUAGCACCUAUACUGAAAUUGGCACAUCUUGCAAAAUCCCUUAUGGCCAUGGAUCCAUUUAUGGAUUCUUCAGCCAAGAUGUUGUAAAAGUUGGGGAUAUCAUCAUCAAAGACCAAGUAUUCGCUGAAAUUACAAAGGAAGGAUCAUUAGCCCUUUUAGCUUUGCAUUAUGAUGGGAUACUUGGACUUGGAUUCAAAGAUAUUUCAAUUGGAGAAGUCACACCAGUGUGGUACAAUAUGAUAGACCAAGGGUACAUAUAUCAAAACGUUUUCUCUCUUUGGCUAAAUAAAGAUCCAGUGGCAGAGAUAGGGGGUGAGAUUGUCUUUGGUGGUAUUAACUCGAGACACUUUAGAGGUGAACACACUUAUGUUCCAAUAUCUCAAAAGGGUUACUGGCAGAUUGAUGUUGGAGAUGUUCUACUUGCAAAUAGAUCAACAGGGUUAUGUGAGGGUAGCUGUGCUGCAAUUGUGGAUUCAGGAAUCUCUUCAAUUGCUGGUCCAACUACUGUUGUAACUCAAAUUAACCAUGCCAUUGGAGCACAAGGAUAUGUGAGUCUAGAGUGUAAAAGCAUUAUCCACAACUAUGGUGAUAAGAUAUGGGAUGCAUUAAUCUCCGGGCAGCUAAAUCCUGAAAUUUUAUGUGCCAACAUUGGACUCUGUUCGCAUGACAAAUAUCAAAAGGAUAAUGUUAUCGAAACAGUGGUGCAUGACGAAAAUCUGGAUGGUUCAACUUCCAAGGAGAGCCCAUUUUGUACUUUUUGCGAUAUGAUUGUCUUCUGGAUACAAGUUCAGCUCAAGCAAAGUAAUCUGAAGGAGAAAAUACUAAAAUAUGUGGAUGAGCUGUGUGAGAAGCUCCCAAGUCCAGAGGGACAAGUAUUUGUAGAUUGUAAUAGUAUUGCUGCUAUGCCGCAUAUAUCAUUCACAAUUGGAAACAGAUCCUUUCCUCUUUCUCCACAACAGUAUGUCCUUAGAGUUGAAGAAGGAAGUUCUAGCGUCUGCUAUGGUGGCUUUGUUGCUCUAGAUGUGCCGCCACCGCAAGGUCCCCUAUGGGUUCUUGGAGAUAUUUUCUUAGGGAAAUAUCACACUGUGUUUGACUUUGGUAAUCAAAGUAUAGGGUUUGCAGAAGCUGCAUAGUAUAGUGAUUCUUUAUUAAGAAAAUUUGGAGAUUUUCAUUUAGGACUCAGAAGCAGAAAUAAUUGUCAUAGGUUGCUGCCCCUUAAAAAGUCACAAUAUCUAUGUAUUAGGGCCUCAUGUAAAUGAUGAUGGCUCGUAGAUCUUAUUAAUAAGAUUUGUGACAUUUAACAUUGGUUGAAAAGGGUGAUGGACAUUAAAAGGAUAUUUGUGGGGCAUUGCAUUGUUGUUUAUCUAUGUAGUUAUUGUAAAGAACUAAAGAUCAAACAGGAGAAAACUAGAAGCUUAAUUGCACCAGCCGGCAAUCGAAUCCGGGUAUGUAAUGGUAUGUAUUGUGGCAGGGUCCUCCGAUAUAAGAUUCUUUUUUCAAGUA